UACUGCCGGUAAGUGCCUUAACUCAUUGUCCCGCUGACGAUGUGUACAGGGCUUCAGACAGAAUAAUGCAAUGAAGUGCAUUUCACUAUUUUACCAUAUCAGCGUAUUUUCUAACAUGAGCUACACACUGCAAGCGACUGUUGGUUAAGCUUACAGCGCAGUCUUUGUUGAUAACAAAUAGGUAGCCUUCUUAGCCAGAUAAACCAAUUACGCAAUGUGUGUCAUUUGGUUUGUUAUGGCUCUGUUAAUAGUACCAUGGAUGUAGGCCUACGCUAAGGUUAAUGGGAGGGGGAUUUGACGUGUUUGCUUUAUAUUUGCUUUAACCGACAUGAACUUCCCGUACUCUGCUAGCCUUCCCGUACUCGCUAACCCUGUCAACGCUGACUCUCAGAACAGCGUCAACGUGCGUCUGCCGCCUCUGCGUCCCCACCACGACAUCAGUGCGCUCAGAGCUGUCUAGGGGAAACUUGACAGAUUUCAAUCGCACAGUAAUUCGGCAACUGGUAAAGAGGAAGGGCUUCUGUUUGAUAAGCGGUAACAACUAUCUAGUGGACAUGAACAAGUGGAAUAACCAACACGUGUUGAACAGGAGAAAAAGACAACGACGUUUAUUUUGAUCGUUUUAUACCUUAUCAUCCAUGAAGAAGACAAACAUUGGACAGAGCGUUUGCACCUUCGCACUACUGCUGUCGACUUUGGUGACAGGUGGCGAAAAAGGCAGAACUCCACUCACGGACGAUGUGGGCACACUGGACGUUCUGAAAGGAAACAUUCCCCAGGACUACAGAAUCCCACUUAAUCACGCUCCUAAAGCAGUGACAGGAAAGUGCUGGUUGCAGUUAAAUCUUUAUCCUGUGGAGCAAAGCCUGAAGCACCUUGCUCACAAGUUUAGUAACCUGUCAAUCAACCGGGAGAACAUUACCAUUUUCAUCACUAUGCUCCAGGGUCUUCGCUUCAUGCUUGGCAACGAGGAACUGGACCUGGCAAUGCAAGCAUACGAGUGCCAUUUCAGGACAGCCCACUGGCCAACUGAUCGCUAUUUUGAUCAUGUAAAAGAGGUUUUCAGCACAGCUGCCAAUGUUUCUGGGAUAUUGGAGUGUGCCCCACCUCCCUGCCCAUCCACUUUGCCUCCCUCUGCCACACCAGGUCGGGAGAGUCAGCAUCUCAUUGGAGAGAGACUAAAAACAAGCCUUCCAAUCGUGCUACUUGUCCCUGUCUUAUGCAUAUUAUCUCUGGGCACAUGGAUGGUAGCACAGAGGAGAGGAGUCUGUUCCAAUGACUCCAGCAGAGAUGAAUCUACAAGACCCCAGAGUACAGCUGUGCUGUCAGGUCCUGAGUCUCAGUACGGAGCUGCGCGAGAGAGCCUACAGGAACACUCAGUGAUGAGUCCAGAGAGGAGCACGGAUACCGUUAUGGUGAUGAUGGAGGUCGUGAAGGAUCCGGAGAUGUGAACUUGAGCAUUUCAGCAGAAACUUGAGAAACGUGGCUGGGGAAGACAACUAUGCUGGGAGAAUGUGUGUGUGUGUGGAAGGGGAGGGUGUGGGUGAGGGGGGGUGAGGAAUGUACUCCAGAGUUACCUCAAAGACAUUAUGGGGCAUGAGUGGGAGGAUGUGGUGAUAAGAGACGGCCAUGCUGGCCAUGGAGAGAUGACAGAACGCUCAGUACUCCCCGCUCCUGCCUGUCUGUUUUCUGCAGACUUCCUUGCAACUUGUUACUCAACACGCGGCCCUUUGGAAGAACAGGAUGGAGACUUUUUUUCACCCACUCUGGAAGUGGGUGUUUCUGAUGUAUGUUGGAUGUCUGCAUGUGUAUAUACAGUACUGUAUGUCCGCCUGUGCAUCUCUGCACUUUUGUGUGUGUGUGUGUGUGUGUGUGUGUAACCGUGUUUCGUGGGAAGGAAGCAUCUGUUCAGUUGCCUGCGGCGACCUCUGCUGAAACAGUAGCCAUCAUCUGGCCGUUCCUUGCAGGCUGGCUCUCAUGAAAGGCUUUUUGUAAACAGCUUCUGUCCUGCAUGUCCACCACGAUCCUGUUCUGUUUCAUCGACAGACACAGAAAGAAAAGAGAAAGAGAGCGAAAUCCCCCAGAAUGAUCUGUAACGGGCCAGAACAGUGUCCGCUUGUCCAAAACUGUUUAGGGAGGAUGCAAUCACGAAUAUGGCCCAUUGAUGUUUUUCAACACAUUUCAGAUAUGGGGAGCAUAUCUAACUCCCAGAAGUGGUGUAUUAUAACACCACUUUGCAACAAUUUGCCAUUUGAGAAAUCCUUUUAUCAGGCAAAUAGUUUUGGAUUCAUUUUGAAAUUCAUUCCUCAAAUCCUUCAUUUGUAUGCUGAGUGUGAAGUGAGGACAGACAAAAAUGUGUAAAUAUCAAAACUUGCAUAGUGCUGCUUUAACUCACUUUGUGUGUGUGUAUGUGUGCGCGUGUGUUAGAGAGAGUGAGAGAGCAUCGUUGGAAUGAAUUAUAUAGUGUUUCAGACCGA
Messenger RNA from Alosa sapidissima (American shad), 2477 nucleotides. It is a transcript of the gene kitlgb, whose product is annotated as kit ligand b. Gene Ontology annotation, biological process: cell adhesion; positive regulation of cell population proliferation. The record is from RefSeq and is a predicted model, not a curated record. Lineage: Eukaryota; Metazoa; Chordata; Actinopteri; Clupeiformes; Clupeidae. The transcript has 8 exons. Gene Ontology annotation, cellular component: plasma membrane. Gene Ontology annotation, molecular function: stem cell factor receptor binding; cytokine activity. The coding region runs from base 639 to 1451 and encodes 270 amino acids.